AUGGCAGGGAUUGCAAAGCUAUUGCAGAAAACUCAAGAAUAUGUAAAAACCAAGGAGUUCCGGGAUUACAUAACCAGCACCCACUUCUGGGGUCCUGUGGCCAACUGGGGCCUUCCACUGGCCGCCUUCAGGGAUACAAGGGCGCCUCCCGACAUCAUCAGCGGCCGCAUGACGACGGCGCUGGUCUUGUACUCCAUGGCUUUCAUGCGCUUUGCCUACCGAGUCCAGCCUCGAAAUUACCUGCUGAUGGCAUGCCAUUUCACCAACGUGGUGGCGCAGAGCAUUCAGGGCUGCCGCUACAUGAAGCACUACUGGUUUGGUGGGGCCAAGGCCAGCAAACCUUUGGCCAAAUGA
Molecule: messenger RNA, 354 nt
Organism: Onychomys torridus (southern grasshopper mouse)
Lineage: Eukaryota; Metazoa; Chordata; Mammalia; Rodentia; Cricetidae
Product: mitochondrial pyruvate carrier-like protein
Exons: 1
Coding region: 1-354 (117 amino acids)
Biological process (GO): pyruvate import into mitochondria
Cellular component (GO): mitochondrial inner membrane
Source: RefSeq, a predicted model, not a curated record